UGGUGGGAUGGGUGGAUCUCAGAAAGAUGGUGAAAGUACGAGUGCGAAGCAGCUGGAGAAAACGUCAAUUUUUUUUUAUCAGUGGCAGUUUCUACCGAAAUCGUAAUUCGUCAUCUGCUUGAAACAAUUCAAUAGUUUGUUUAAUUGUCUUUAAUUCAAUUCUGAUCGGUAGAUAUUCAGCUGCGUGCUGAUCUGUUCUGAGUAGGACAUUUUAUAUCGUCGUAGGAGUUGCCCCGAGUUGCCCGUCCUUUGUUUCUGAAGUGCGUAUCGGAAAAGGGGGCGUCAGCCCUGCUGAUUGGUGAGGAAUAUGUCCAACCCUUUCGAAGAACCGGAUGACCUAUCAAAGCCGCCGUCGGGCUACGGCGGUGGGAAGAGUGACAGUGGAUUCCUUCUGCUAGAUCAUGAUGAUACGGAGAUCCUGGAGGGCUUCCUAUGCCCGAUCUGUAAAGCGGAUUUAAAAACACCGGAACGACUAACGGUUCACGUCGAACAACAGCAUUCGGAGGAGCAGGAUCUGCUGAAGUCAUUGAAGGAAAUGUUCAGCUUUGCGAAAAAGAAAAUUCUCAACUUGGACGAAACGGCCACAGAUUUGGCGCGGAGUUUAGACAGUUCCCUGCAGGUGGUUGGUGGUGGGAGGCAAGAGCGCGCCGUUGCGGUGGUGAAUCCGAUUUUGAUGUCCAUUGAUCAGAUGGUGGGUACGGAUUGUGACCAUAUGAGCUAUUUCAAGGCGGUACGGAAUCCUAGACUGGAGAGGUAUGCUUCCGAGACGAACAAGUUGAUUAUACGACUGGAUAAGCUGCUGGAUGGAUUGCCGAGUGAUAUGGAUGCGCGGAAGAAGCACGAGCAGAGCAAGGUGCCGUGGAUCGAUGGAAAGCUAGUGAAGUUGUGUCCGAGCUGUGCGAAAAGUUUUGGAUUGACGAGGAGGCAGCACCAUUGUCGGGUUUGUGGAUCGGUCAUGUGCGACGGAUGUUCGUUUCAUUUGUCGUUUGAGGAAGCCCGAGCGAUUGUGCAACCGGUUAGCCCGGGGCUGGAGGGGGCAAAAGCGGUUUCUGCGGUUGAAGAUCAGGGCAAGGAUCAUGAAGCGUCGGGUUUCAGAGUAUGUGAGCAUUGUUUGCAUCUGCUGAUGAACCGGAAGGAGAUGCAGGACUCCAGAUCGGAUCGGCCUUUGAUUACAAAGUUGUAUGAUAGACUGCUGCAGGAAAAGAAAGACAUCGAACCAGACAUUCCAAUGUAUUCCAAGAUAAUUGGCAGUUUGUAUGAAGGCGACGCCAUUUACCGGCUCUCAGACGCCAGUGCUUUGCGCGAGAAGAUUGGGCGGGCAGCAGAACGGAUCGAUAAUAUUAGUAAAACAGUUUUGUCCAUUCCGUUCGUGCAGGGGAGUCGAGAGGAAGCGUUGAAGAAAGCGAUUCGACUAUCGUGUGUUUCGUUUAUCAAAGAGCGUAUGUUGUCGAUUCCUCCACUGCCGGUUGAGGACGAGAUUAAGAAGAUUCAACUGCGAAAGAAGCAGGAGACCGCCCGAAGGAUUGAGAGGGAAAGAAGGCUGGCGCUGGAGGCUUACGAGCGGUACGAACUGCAAUCGGAGACGACGGCGAACUACAACGGUAGUUCAAGUUCCAGUACGGCUUCCACGGCGGAAAUGACGAACGGAAGGUUCUACGGGGCCACCACGGUGGCCGGAUCGGACAACUGGAGCGGCUACCAGGCGGCAGGAGUGGCCGUUUCGAGCAGUACCGAUCCAUUGAUAGAUCAGAUAAAUAUUGUUAAGGGAUAUAUUAAGCAAGCGAGGGAGGCCCUGCGGUUCGAGGAAGUUGAAACGUUAGAGCGAAAUUUGAGCGAGCUGACGCAGGAGUUCUACGAGCGACAGAGACGCACCGAGGCCGGUGCAAGCGGGCAAUAAAAGGGUCGAGAAGAGUAUUAGUCUUUCAGCUUUGAAUCAGAUACUGAAUAAAAUUUGUUUAAAUUG
Armigeres subalbatus is the source of this 1963-nucleotide messenger RNA. It is a transcript of the gene Rbsn-5, whose product is annotated as rabenosyn-5. Bases 308 to 1897 code for a protein of 529 amino acids. Gene Ontology annotation, molecular function: metal ion binding. The record is from RefSeq and is a predicted model, not a curated record. The transcript has 2 exons. Lineage: Eukaryota; Metazoa; Arthropoda; Insecta; Diptera; Culicidae.